AUGGCGUCGGAUUCGAAGAGUUAUGUUAACCUGGGCGGCUACCAAAUUCCGAAGACAGUGUUCGAUGGGCUGAGCCCUAUGGAGAGGCACAAACUGAUGAUGUCCUUGCACUCUCUACAGAAGACCAAAAUGGAAAGUGACCAGGGGAAGUACCUGGACGACUAUGACGUAUUGAAGAAAAAGUACCAGUUUAUUCACGACGCGGACAACGAAAAUAACUCCCUUCUGCAAAAGUACUACAAGAGCAUAUGCAACAAAUACGUCGUCUGCUAUUUGAGUGAAUACAAAGAGAAAAAGAUUGGCCUGAGGUGGAGGACGGAAGAUGAAAUUGUGAGCGGGAAGGGACACAUGAUUUGUUCCGCCAACGAUUGCAACAACACGGAUUUGAAGACGUACGAAUUUCUCUUUCGCUAUGACGAGGGGGGCAUCCAGAAGGAGACGAAGGUGAAGCUGCGGGCCUGCAUGGAUUGCGCGUAUAAGAUUAAUUACGGAGAAAUUAAAAAGUACCUCAAAAAGAAGUCCAAGCGGAAGGGGAAGGGCGGCGAAAGUGGGAGAAGUAGCAGCGAAAGCGAAAAUAGCAGCAGUGAAAGUGAACGUAGUUGUAGCCGCAAACGUGGAAGUAGACGAUAA
Molecule: messenger RNA, 630 nt
Organism: Plasmodium coatneyi
Lineage: Eukaryota; Apicomplexa; Aconoidasida; Haemosporida; Plasmodiidae
Exons: 5
Coding region: 1-630 (209 amino acids)
Source: RefSeq, a predicted model, not a curated record